Physella acuta is the source of this 2631-nucleotide messenger RNA. Its product is annotated as FAD-dependent oxidoreductase domain-containing protein 2. The record is from RefSeq and is a predicted model, not a curated record. Gene Ontology annotation, biological process: ERAD pathway. Gene Ontology annotation, molecular function: monooxygenase activity; flavin adenine dinucleotide binding. Gene Ontology annotation, cellular component: endoplasmic reticulum lumen. Lineage: Eukaryota; Metazoa; Mollusca; Gastropoda; Physidae.
UUGCUUGAUCAGGAAAACUAUUUUUAUUAUAGAUUUUUUUUUAAAAAUCAAAGACAGCUGUUAGAAGGCUGUUGUGUUAUAAAUGUCGUUACGUUUAAGUAAUAUUUUCUUUACAAAGUAAAAGCAAGUGUUGAAAGUGAAUCUGAAGUAAGAAAUUAUUUUGAUAGAGCAAGUUAAACUUUAAUGUUUAGUUAAUUUGCUGAAAGUUCAAGAACUUUGUAAAGCUUUGAAAAAAGUGAAGAAACCAAUCGAUUUUGUGAUUAUCAACUGCGUGGAUUUGUUCUGUACGGCCAAGAUACGCCCACGAUUGUUGCAGGAAUCACGCGGCCGUAAGGAAACGGAGGGGAGCAGUCGAGAGGAACCAGAAAGUGCUGUAGUAGGGAACUAGAGGAGCGCGGUGCUAGGGAACUUGAGGAACGCAGCUGUGAGGAACUACAAGACACAGUCCAAGGGAACUAAAAGAACUAGGUAACUAGAGUAACUAGAGGGACUAGAUGAACUAUAGGAUAUCAGUAUUAAAGAACCCGAGAAACAAGUAACAGCUGGAGAAAGGAACUGAAGGAACUUGGUCGUAGGGAACCAAAAAGUGCAGUAAGGAGGAACCAUAGGGUCAAGUUCCCAGGAAACCAGCUUGUCGAGUCGUAAGGAACAUAUACCACCCGAAUAGCGUCAUCUGUGGAGUCACUCUUGCAGCAAAACAGACAAACCCGCACCAUGAUGGUCCUUGUGAGCCUGUUGGUCACUCUCUGCCUUGUCACACUGACCAGUGCCGAGGGGUGUGUCUACCACGAUUACUGUGUCGUCGGGGCUGGGCCCAGCGGACUUCAGCUGGGGUAUUUCUUCAAGCGGGCAAACAGAGACUACGUCGUGUUCGAGAGGAGCAACAUAUCAGGCAGCUUCUUUGACAUGUACCCACGUCACCGGAAGUUGAUCAGCCUGAACAAGCGCUACACCGGUCAGCAGAACCAGGAGUUUAAUCUCAGACACGACUGGAACUCGCUCAUCUCGGACGAUGAGGACCUCAAGGUCACCAGGUACUCCAAGGACGUCUUCCCGCACGCGGAUGUUCUGGUCCGGUAUUUGGACGAUUACCGGAAAAAACUAAAGUUGAAUGUCCAGUUCAACACCGACAUUAGAAAUAUCCAAGCCGUGAGAAAUAUGUCAGCACCAGAUGGUCAUGUUUACACGAUGAAUGACCAGAUGGGUCAGUGUUAUACAUGCAGAACGCUGAUCAUGGCAACGGGUAUAUCCACUCCCAAUAUACCACGGCAAGUUCAGGGUAUUGAUCUCACCACGGGGUACGAGACGAUGUCCUUGAACCCAGACGAUUACGAAGGAAAGAGUGUUUUAAUUUUAGGCAGAGGCAACACCGCCUUCGAGAUAGCAGAUAGUAUCUACGGGUCAACGAACCUCAUUCACAUGCUGGCUAGGUCACGUGUUCGUCUGGCUUGGUCCACGCACUACGUAGGGGAUCUAAGAGCUGUGAACGAUGCCUUGCUGGACACGUACCAGCUGAAAUCACUAGACGCCCUGCUGGAGUCACCCGUGGAGGAGAUGUACUUCGUCAAGCGGGGCAACAAGAUUCACGUGGAGAUCGACGAAUCUCAUGGCAUCCACAAGUUCGACAACUUCGCGCUACGGGAGUCCUACGACGUCGUCAUACGGGCUCUCGGCUUUAUAUUUGAUGCCUCUGUCUUCAACAAUACAGCCAUCAGCCGGGGUAAAGACCGAGCCAAAAAGUAUCCCGCCAUACACCACAACUACGAGUCUAAAGACACCAGAGGACUCUUCUAUGCAGGGACCGCGUCCCACUCUCUCGACUUCCGGAAAUCAGCUGGCGGUUUCAUCCACGGUUUCCGGUACACCGCCCGUGCCUUACACAGACUGCUGGAGUGGAGGUAUGAAAACAUACCCUGGCCUUAUUACGAGAUUCCUGCUGCUGAUAUGCUCAACACGAUGAUCAAAAGAAUGAACGAAGCUUCGGGGCCUUAUCAGAUGUUUCAGAUGCUUGGUGAUGUCUUCCUAUUUUCUGAUGAUGGCCAAAGUGUGAAAGUUCUAGAAGAAUAUCCCAUCAACGUGCUGCAUAAGCUACCUGAGUAUACCGGCCACAACGCCUCCUCUCUGCUGGUGGUGGUGCUAGAGUACGGCCACAACUUCUCUGGGCCGGGCCGGGAUGUGUUCAGACUUAACCGGGCGACAGGUGAACCAUCAGAGGCCCACACGUCCAACUUUCUACAUCCGGUUAUUUAUUACUACAAGACCCUGCCUACAGAGAAAAUGAUGAACACGAAGUUAGCUGACGAGGUCCUGCCACGCCCAGAUAAAAUUCACCACAUCGUCGAAGACUUCCUAACCUACUGGAACGCCGCCACCAGUCACAUCCUCCCCCUCCGGCGGUUCCUGGAUAUCGUGCGAGACACGGACAGCCGGGCGUUUUUCUCCCAGACCUGCUUCAAGCUGGCCAUGACCCACGGGAACGUGCCCCCACACUGUGAGGAGAACUACCUGGCCGGGCAGGGGCUGGCUGGACACGUCAGUUUGAUCAGGUCGGCCAUGUCGCACGGGAUGAUGGAGAUUGAGCCGCUUCAAACGCUUUAGGGCGUCACCUUAAUACCAGUGUUUCUUCAAGAC